Messenger RNA from Geosmithia morbida, 1446 nucleotides. Its product is annotated as Mitochondrial ribosomal protein subunit. Bases 1 to 1446 code for a protein of 481 amino acids. NCBI's taxonomy places the organism in Eukaryota, Fungi, Ascomycota, Sordariomycetes, Hypocreales, Bionectriaceae. The transcript has a single exon. Gene Ontology annotation, biological process: mitochondrial translational initiation. Gene Ontology annotation, molecular function: structural constituent of ribosome. Gene Ontology annotation, cellular component: mitochondrial small ribosomal subunit. The record is from RefSeq and is a predicted model, not a curated record.
AUGGGGGCCCGCACCGUGUCGCCCGGAGGGGCUCUCCUCCGGUCGUCCCGGAUGUUUGCUCUUCCGAAGCCCCUGCGCGAUCCGCCUGCUACUCCCGGCGAGAACUGGUCUCCCACGGCUACCCAGAGCUAUCCCCGGCACCAAUCUAUCACCUCGCCUUUUGCUUCGCGCGAGAAGGGUGAUUGGGGCCUGAAGCGUCCUCUGCCUCUCAAGCAGACCAUGGCCACCACAACCCCUCUCGUCCGCAUCAAGCAGCUCGACACGGUCGAGAAAAUCACCGACUACGCCUCGGCUGCCGAUCACUCUCUGUCUCUGGAGAAGUUUGGCGAGAUGCGCAUCGCUCUCAGCAUACCCCAACCCGAAGAGGGCAUCCAUAGGUCCAGGGAUUCGGCGGCUGGUCAGCUCAAGUCCGUCUUUGAGGAAGACAUGGACUUUACCACAAUCGAUGAAGAGAAGGCAGACGACAAGCGCUGGAAGUUCCGUGGCCCCUGGCUGGCCCGCAUGUCCGAAGGCGAAUUCAUCAAGUUCCUCGACAAGAGCGUGCGCCCCAAGCGUGCCGAGUUUAGGGUACUUCUAAGGCAGAAGCUUGCCGAGGAGCUGACGGUCAAGCAAAACACAGACGCCCGGGACGCCGGUCUCCCCACGCCGCCCAAGAUCGAGCCGCACCAGAUCGCGUCCGAUCAGUUCACGCAGUACCUGCGGUCGCUACGCAAUGACCGAGUAACUCUUUACGACCUCGUCUCCAAAUUCCUCGAUCUCGCCCCUCUUGGCAAGCCCAUUGGCUUUGCUCAGACGGGCAUCUUCUUCUACGACAACAAGAAGACGACCGAGAGCCCCUAUGGCAAGUCAGGUCCACCGCCCAGCCACCCCUCUGCUGGUAUUAGCUACCUGCGCACCAACGCCGUCAUGGACAACCACCCUGUAUACGGGCCUCAGGCACACCGCUCGCCUGUGCUCUCCAGGAUCAUCCACCCUAGGCUGGGCGCCAGCCCUGCCAAGGUCGGUAUCGGUGGGUUCGUUGCUGGUGUCCCCGUCGGCGACAAUGACUUCAACAUCCGUCCCAUCCGUGGCCGAGGCGCAUCCCGCAAGCCCCUCAACGGUAUCUCCCAUCUGGACAUUACUAGCUUCGGUGGCGCCAAGGCCUACGUCGAGCCCUACACAGCCACCGUCGACCCCGAUGGCAAGGUCGUGAUCAAGGUGCGCGAGACCGGUGCCGAGGCCCAGCUCAUUGCCAAGGAGGCACUGGGACAGUCCAAGAUCUACAACAACUCUCCUCUUAAGCGCACCAUAUCCCCGCAAAAGGAGCAGCAGGACGCCGGCGAGGCGAGGGGAUCCCAGCGCCUGCAGCGUGUGACGGAUGAGGUCCUGAACGACUCGUCGACUCCGGAGAAGGAUAUUGUGAGCAGUUCCAGCAGCUACGGGCUGGACCCGCCUGAGAAGUCUUGA